CAAAACAACCACCAAACAAAAACCGUUUACCUCUGGUCACACCAAACGGGGUAAACAAAAAAAAGAGGUGCUGUUGUUUAUAGGAUAGAAUAGGGCCCCAAACGGCCCCCAAUAGGCCAUGUCGAAGCUGAGCGACACCAAGAUCCCGAUCACGGAGUUCCUGGAGGCGUACCGCCGCCAGCCGUGCCUCUACAACUCGCUGAUGGACUCGUACAAGAACCGCUCGUCCCGGGAGGAGGCCUACGAGGCGAUAAUCAGGUCCCUGAAGAUCCCCCAACUGACCGUGGUGGACAUCAAGCUGAAGAUCAAGAGCGUGCGCACCGUCUACUCCAAGGAGUUGCGCAUUUGGAUGCGCGAGAAGGAGCUGGGCAGGAGCUACGAGCCCAAGUUGUUCUGGUUCAAGCUGGCCGACUCCUUCCUGCGCUCCGUUUCGCUGUCCCACUGCAAAAGGGCGAAGAACAAGCAUGCCAGUGCCCCCCAAACGCCCGUGAAAACGGAGGAGUCGCUGGCGCCCUCGAGCAAGCUGCUCUUCACUGCCGCCGCGGACAUCAGCAUGAGCGAGGAUGCGCUGGAGGAGGAGGACGAGGAGGCGGAGGGCGAGGCGGAGGCGGAGUGUCCGCCGGAGCACAGCAAACCGCCUCCGAGCAGCUGCAUCAUUUCCAUGGCCACGGAAAGCAGUCGCAGCGGCAAGGCCGAGCUAAUCAUUGAUGAUUCCCCGCUUUGUUUGGUGGAUCAGCCGCAGCAGCAACCGCAUCAUCAGCAGGGUCACCCACAGCAGCUGCCGGCGCAGCGAAAACCGAAGUACAACCUGGCUCUCGACUCCGCCGGCGAGGAUGAGCUGGUGAUCUUCGGCCAGAGCAUCGCCUCCCAGCUGCGCACCAUCACGGACUCGUAUUCCCGGUCCGUGGCCAAGCUGCGCAUCCAGCAGGUGCUGUUCGAGGCGGAAACCGGGCAGUUUCAGAGCACCGAGGUGAACAGCACGCAGCUCCAGCAUACCUUCUAGUCCUUAAGCGUAGAUUAUAGUCCUUGUGCUCAGUUCUAGGAGUAUUCCUGUAAAAGGGCGUUUUUUUUAACAUGUUUGUCGUUCAGUGUUUGUAGAAAAUAUCAUUCCCCAAAUAACGAUUAAGUUGAAACUGUAAAUAUACCUUUUAAAAUAAAUAUCUUGUAAGCAAUCGAA
Molecule: messenger RNA, 1177 nt
Organism: Drosophila takahashii
Lineage: Eukaryota; Metazoa; Arthropoda; Insecta; Diptera; Drosophilidae
Source: RefSeq, a predicted model, not a curated record